This is a messenger RNA of Podarcis lilfordi (Lilford's wall lizard), 6408 nucleotides long. The record is from the annotation of a GenBank genome assembly. NCBI's taxonomy places the organism in Eukaryota, Metazoa, Chordata, Lepidosauria, Squamata, Lacertidae.
UGUAGUAAAGCUAGUAUCAUUUAGAAGUUGUUCCUUGGUCAAGCAAUGAGAGUGAGGCCUUGUGGGUAACCAACAAGCCACAAGGACCAUGGGAAAUAAGUUCUGUCCCUUUAACCCCAGACUAACAGGCACCCAGGGUGUGAAAGUUUUAUUAUGGGAGAGGAAACCCUGAUUUAAUGGAAGGCUUGACACCUGGGUCCAAGUUCUGCGCAUUCCGUUAGUGAUGUUAUCUGGCCUUAAUGGCCUGGGAAUGUGCAUCUGCAGAGGCGCCAAGGAAGGGAGGACAACCUUUGAUUGAGGCUCUGGGUUCUUAAUUGGCCCAGCUGCCAGAAGUUAGAUUGAUUAGUCCACAAGCCGGUCAUUGGAGAAUUUAAAAAUAAUCAAGAGUUAUGAUUGGUUUUGGGGGUUCCGACGCCACGUGUGAAUCAGGGUUAAAAGAUCUGGGAAAUGGCUGAGAAAGUGCGCUCUGCAAUCCGCAAAUCGCCCGGCUGCUAAUGUUCCAUCUAAGUAGCUGUCUUUGCAUCCUUUGUGUUGGAGAUCUGCGAAAGCCUUUGAACUGCGGAACCUUGAAAGGACUCUAUCUAUUUCUUUUGUACUUUAGUUGUGAGUAUGCAAGCUAGCUAGAUUUCACAAUGUUUUUAUUUUUCUUGUCUGUAACUUACUAAAGAUGUGCCUGCUAUUUUAGCAUGUUUUCUUAUGUUCUUUUAAAAUAAAUUUUAAUUAAGAAACUGUUUUGGUUUGUGUGCCUUUCCGGGGGGAAAGUCUAAGUCCUAGCCUUACGCUUAGUUACGCUCUACCGUAAAACUUCUGUCUGCAAGUUUGUGGAUUCAACUUGUGGAGUGGGGAUAACCAGUAACAACAGGGUACAGCCUACUCCCUGGGUUGUGACUCUAGGUUCCCCGGAACAGAGGGAGUGGUGGCAGCUCUACCGGUGUGAUUUUGUCCUGCUUCUGUAUAACGUGACGUUGCCUGCCAGCCCUGUUCAAGAAACCUGAUCUGGCCGGUGAGCCAAGACAGGUGAGGGAGGAGCGAGCGGCUGGGGGCAACUUUACUACAUGGUGGCAGCGGUGGGAUCGAACUUCCCUACGGAAAGGCACUUUGAAUUCUUUUAAAUUGGCACGUAUCUUUUGGGAGUUACAGGUAGUUUAUUUUGUGGCUAGAAAUAGUUAGGAGAUGGAUGCCGCGUCGUCGCAGGAAAACACCAUGCAGACAUUAGACCAGUGGGGAUUGGUGGGAGGAAGCAGUUCCCUUCCUGUGGAGACCAAUCCCCCCCAAGCUUUAAGUCCCGGAGCGGAAUCCGCCUCCUGGUUUUCAGAAGACCCUGAUUCAGAGGGGGAGCUGGUGGAUGCCAGCGAGUUAAGUACUGUCCGGAGGGGUCGGCGAGAGUCCUGUAUUGCGGAAAGAGCAAGGGGCACGCCAGUUACCCAACCCCCAUCGCCUCGUGAGGAAGUGGAUGCCUCCACACGUCCGAGGGGGAACUAUCUUGUUUACACAGAGCCUAAAGAGAUGGAUUUCUCAGAAGGUUAUGAUGUGGAGUGGAUGCGAGAUCCGGUGAAUGGUGGAUUCCGUUGCCGAGAGAAACAUCCAAAAAUGGGCCAAUCCAUCCUGAUGGGGCCGAGAGUCAGCCGGAUGGCGUAUGACUACAAAGAUCUGCCGCACCAGCUGCAGGAGGUGACUGUGGGAGACUGCCGCCGAGAAGCGGGCGCGCCCGACGUCCGCCGGAUGGAGAGACAGCGGUCACUCAGUCCGGGUAGAGUCUACUCGCCAGUCAGAGCUCAAGAGGUGUACGUGCCGGUGCGACGGUAUGUGGCAGAGGAAGAGGAGGAGUUUUUUCAGCGACCCAAGCGUGGAUUCGCAACGGCAGCUGAACCGGUACGCCCGGACGGGCCGGCGCUUCAAAACCCUGCGCCGAGGUAUGAACUUGUUCCAGUGAGGGGGGGAAAUCACCGCCAACAGUCCCCUCCAGGACUGUCUUUGAGUACUCUUAAUUGGAGGGUCUUCCCGAAAUAUCAGCCCCCCACUGACGUUCUGAGUUAUCUGACUCUUUUUGAAGUAACUUGCAAGGACAUGGGAGUUGCUCCAACUAUGUAUAUGGCUGUUCUGCGCCCCUAGUUUGUGGUGACCUGGCAGAGCUUAUGGGUCACCUCCCACAUCUGAACUCAAUGACUAUGAAAGUUUCAAAAAGUUAGUCAUGCAGAGGCAUGGAUUGCACCCCGAGAAUUAUCGAAAGGCUUUUCGAAAAGUAGAGAAGUCGGGGCUCAGUGAUAAUAUUGCAGUUUUCUCAGCAAAAAUGGCUCAAAACUUCGAACUGUGGCUUGCCGCUGAAGGGGUGGGGGACUUUGAAGGAUUCAAACAGCUUAUAUUAAUUGAACAACUGAUGCGUUCCCUGCCCUCAGAAAUUGCUAGUCUGGUUGCAGACCAAAAGCCACGAACUCUAACGGAAGCCACCACCUUUGCUGAGUCUUUUAGGCUUAACCGCUCCCAUUGGACCAACAAGGGACCAAGUAAUGUGUGUAAACCAGCAGUUUCAAUGGGGAAGUCUGCUCCCCCCAUUAAGGAACAAAGCAAAGGUUUCCUGACGUCUGCAAAAGACUCUGUUGUAGUAGGGGAGAACGUACCAAAUUGUCCCCAACCUCUGGAUUGUGUUUCUUUUGUAAACAACCGGGGCAUGUAAAAGCAGCUUGCCCCCAGCUGGGUAGCCAAAAGCCUCCUAUUCUCACUUCCACCCCUGCCGUGCACCUGAUUCAGCGGCAGGAAGAGGACUGGGAAGGGGAACAACAAAAAGCCGGAGCUGGGGAAACCCCGAUCCUGGAUGGGAAGGGUGUGGCAGCUCCUGACGUUAUGGCUCCUGGAACAGCUGAAGCCACUUCUAAUGCUGUUAUAGUGGGACCUGUGGGUACCAGUGCUGAUCCAAAUGCGCCGCAUGUGAAGUGGGCUAUUUCGAAGUUUACAGCGCCCAUUGAAGUCAACGGGAUUGCUGUGAACUCUUUCAGAGACACAGGGUCAGAUAUUACCAGUGUGUCCCGUGAUUUGGUUAUGCCUAUACAAAUGCAGGAUAAACCCAUGAAAAUUAGUCCCUAUGGGGUGAAAGAGAUUUUUCAACCUACUGCUAUUAUUCCAAUUUCGUAUAUGGGUUUUCAAGGAAAAAUGUUAGUUAUAGUGCAUGACCCGAAGAUGUGUAAAAGUCCUGUCCUGGUUGGUAAUGAUUUGGGAUACCGGGUUCACCAGCAACAACAUACAGUCAACAUUUGUUCCAUUAAGGUUUCACCCACCCAGGUACAGGGGAUGGAGAACUGGGGAACAACACCUCAAGGUUUGAGGGCUGAGGAGAAUCUUGUCCCGGAUGGGGAAGGUGGAAGUCUAGCGCCUGAUGCUAUAACUCCCGAAACUACUGGGACUGUUGAGACUGCAGUAUCUGAGAAAUUGGUUGGGAGGAGGGUUGGCUUAAUACGCACUGCCACUCCCUGUGUUAAUUGGCCCUGCUCAGCGUCUGACGUAAUCCCCAGGGUUCAUCGAGUUGUUGUGCCUUCUUUUCAAAGUAUGGACUCUGUUACCGGGACUUUACCAAAAGACUCAGUUUUGUCCCAAUGGAACCAGCCUGACUUCCAGAAGAGUAAUUCUGGUGGGGAAAUUUAAUUCCCCAACCUGCAACUGCUGAUGUGCUUACCUCCAAGGAUUGUAUGGGGGAUCCUUUUGUUCCAGUUCUUGAACCCCAAGUUAGUGCAAAUUUCAUUGUGGGUAAAUGCUUUGAAAUCUGCAGUUCCGUUGCAGCAGCUUGCAGCAAACCUAGUAGCAGAGACUGUGAACUAUGCAAGCGGUCCCUAUCAACCAAAAGCUGAGAGGCAAGCAGAAGGAGGGGGGUCAGCCCAGCCCAGUCAAGCCGCUGUAGGAAGUUUUGAGUUUUUUGGUCAUUCUCUCCUAGGUUGCCGGGAAGCUGCAGAAACUCCCCUGGUGAGAUUGAAUUUAUCUCUGUUGGGGCUGACAAAGAAUUUCUUUACCCACAGCUCAAGGACUUUAAAGACCCUGAUGAUGUGUUUAUUGCUUUUCAAAAGAUGUUUUAUGAUGCAAAUGUUUGUGUAAAGAAGAAAUUGAAUUUGGUGGGUCUUUUACAGAAUUUCAGUCCUAGGAAACAGGAUGAUGAUGUUAUGAGCAAAAAUGUUUUCAGGUUUGCUUGGAAUUCCAUGUUGCCCAAUCCCUGUGUUCAAAAUCUGUUGGGAGUUUUGGUUGAAAUCUACUCAAGGAAUUCAGAGUUUGUGUUGGGUUUUGGCAAACCCCUAGAAGAUUCUUUGGGUAUGCUCAGAGGAAAAUGGGAGGGAUUGGAAGAAGUUAAGUUGAUUCUUUCUGAUUUGUGGCCAAAACACCUUAAGCAUGUGCAGAGUGUCUUGGCUCGAGUGCAAGAUCCAAACCUGACCAGAAAGAAACAUAAAUGUCAGUUUGCUCAAGGAGAAGUGAUUCCCUUGGAAUUCAGGGUGGGGUCAGGAAACGUCAAAUCUCUAGAGGCCAAGGUGCAAUACAUUCAAGAUUGGCCCCGCCCCGUGGUGGAACAAGAUGUGCAGUCGUUCAUAGGGUUGGUAAAUUAUUAUAGGAAGGGUGUCAAUCAUUUUGCCACAUUAGCUGCUCCUCUUACCAACCGUUGUAAGAAAUCUUUGCCAGUGAAAGUAGAUUGGACUGAAGAGUGUCAACGGGCUUUUGAUCUGUUAAAACAUGCCCUUGUGAGUUCCCAGGUUAUGUUGGCCCCAGAUCAGAGACGUCCGUUUGUGGUACAAACUGAUGCCAGUCAGACCGGGCUGGGAGCAGUUUUGCUCCAAGAAGAUCAAGAGGGAAAUUGGCGUCCCGUGGUUUACCUGAGUAAAAACUGAUAACCCGGGAGCAAAAUUAUUCAGCCAUUGAGAAAGAGUGUUUUGCUUUGGUCUGGGCUCUGACCAAACUGCGUUCUUAUCUGUGGGGCAACAUCUUUGAAGUUCAAACGGAUCACUCCCCACUUUGUUGGCUGGAGAGAGUAAAGGCAUCCAACCAGAAAUUGCUUCGGUGGAGUCUAGCCUUACAGGACUUCCAGUUUAACGUCACACAUAUUGCUGGGAAGGACAAUGUGGUUGCUGAUACCUUGUCUAGGAUGUAUCAAUCUGUUAAAUGAAGUAUUAAGGUGUAUUUUGCCUGAAUUCUCAGCUGAAGAAAAAAAAAACUAUUGGUGAUUAUUGUCUUGCAACUGUGUAAAUAUCAGACUGGGGGAUGGUGCUAAUGAUUUUGGGAGCUGCUGCCCCCCCAGACUGGUCCAACUACCUCAAUGUAUAUAUUUUGUUGGAUGAAAUUGCGGGACUUAACCCUGUAAUUUCAUCUUAGGGGGGGAGGGUGUAGUAAAGCUAGUAUCAUUUAGAAGCUGUUCCUUGGUCAAGCAAUGAGAGUGAGGCCUUGUGGGUAACCAACAAGCCACAAGGACCAUGGGAAAUAAGUUCUGUCCCUUUAACCCCAGACUAACAGGCACCCAGGGUGUGAAAGUUUUAUUAUGGGAGAGGAAACCCCUGAUUUAAUGGAAGGCUUGACACCUGGGUCCAAGUUCUGCGCAUUCCGUUAGUGAUGUUAUCUGGCCUUAAUGGCCUGGGAAUGUGCAUCUGCAGAGGCGCCAAGGAAGGGAGGACAACCUUUGAUUGAGGCUCUGGGUUCUUAAUUGGCCCAGCUGCCAGAAGUUAGAUUGAUUAGUCCACAAGCCGGUCAUUGGAGAAUUUAAAAAUAAUCAAGAGUUAUGAUUGGUUUUGGGGGUUCCGACGCCACGUGUGAAUCAGGGUUAAAAGAUCUGGGAAAUGGCUGAGAAAGUGCGCUCUGCAAUCCGCAAAUCGCCCGGCUGCUAAUGUUCCAUCUAAGUAGCUGUCUUUGCAUCCUUUGUGUUGGAGAUCUGCGAAAGCCUUUGAACUGCGGAACCUUGAAAGGACUCUAUCUAUUUCUUUUGUACUUUAGUUGUGAGUAUGCAAGCUAGCUAGAUUUCACAAUGUUUUUAUUUUUCUUGUCUGUAACUUACUAAAGAUGUGCCUGCUAUUUUAGCAUGUUUUCUUAUGUUCUUUUAAAAUAAAUUUUAAUUAAGAAACUGUUUUGGUUUGUGUGCCUUUCCGGGGGGAAAGUCUAAGUCCUAGCCUUACGCUUAGUUACGCUCUACCGUAAAACUUCUGUCUGCAAGUUUGUGGAUUCAACUUGUGGAGUGGGGAUAACCAGUAACAACAGGGUACAGCCUACUCCCUGGGUUGUGACUCUAGGUUUCCCGGAACAGAGGGAGUGGUGGCAGCUCUACCGGUGUGAUUUUGUCCUGCUUCUGUAUAACGUAACGUUGCCUGCCAGCCCUGUUCAAGAAACCUGAUCUGGCCGGUGAGCCAAGACAGGUGAGGGAGGAGCGAGCGGCUGGGGGCAACUUUACUACAA